This is a messenger RNA of Aureococcus anophagefferens, 507 nucleotides long. Its product is annotated as expressed protein. Lineage: Eukaryota; Pelagophyceae; Pelagomonadales; Pelagomonadaceae. The record is from RefSeq and is a predicted model, not a curated record. Bases 1 to 507 code for a protein of 168 amino acids. The transcript has a single exon.
AUGGUUGGUGGCCUCUCUCGUAUCCUACCGAUCCGGUCGGCGAAGAAGAAGCAGAAUGGCUGGAAAAUGGAAAACCUUCCAUCGACAUCCCGCCGCUUUGACGAGAUUAUCGCGAAACAAAUGACCGGGACUGUCGAAGACGGGAAUGCGAGUGCAACGCGUGCAACCAGUGCAUCUCUCGACGGCUCCCACGAGACAACGUGUGAGAAGGAAGCUGUUUCCUCAGAGUCGCUGGUUGAUCACAUUGUCGAUGAGAAAGAACCCAUACGCUCACUGAACGCUGAUAAGAAGAGGAUUCAGCCGCCUGGUGGGGGCCUCGAAGCCACGGAAGAAGACGCUGCCGACGAAGCCUCGUUGCAUGUCUGGGGUGCUUAUCAGCGCUGGCGUGUCACAAAGAUUCGUCUUGGCGGGAUACUCCUCAACCAAGAGGUCACCCGUCCAGACUCGAGUCUGACUUUCCCCUUGGUGAAUAGUGUAUACUCCUCCGUUCUUGGCACACCGACGUGA